Molecule: messenger RNA, 1398 nt
Organism: Lachancea dasiensis
Lineage: Eukaryota; Fungi; Ascomycota; Saccharomycetes; Saccharomycetales; Saccharomycetaceae
Source: the annotation of a GenBank genome assembly
AUGGGCUCGAUUGACAAGUUGUUUGGGUCAGCGUUGAAACAGACGCUGGGAGAUGGUAUGGGCAAACUUUUUGGCAGGUCUUCGGAGCCUUUGGACGCCAAGAAAUUGAAGGUGAAGGCCAGAACAGUUUUGGCCGAGCCCGCGGGCACUGGAGAGCAGCAGAAGCAGGAGAAACAGGAGAAGGAAGUGGAGGAAGAGGUAGAGCAUGAGGUGCAGCCCGAAGCUGGUGAGAAGCGGGCGCUCGCUGCGGAGGAGGGACGCAAGAAGGUGUCCAAAAGACAGAAAAGGAAGACGCGGGAGGCAGAGGAGGCCGACGUAGAGGCAGACUACUACUCGAAGCUGCUGCGGGACGAGACGUCGGAGAAACAGGAUGCGGGUGCGGAGUCGGCGGAAGCUGGUGAAGCCGCGGCGGCCCCGUCAGCGGCCCCCACGACGACAACCAAUGCAGCCAAGAAGAACGACUUGAAAGAGGCAGAGCUGGAAAAGGCCGAGAGAACCGUCUUUGUUGGGAACGUGCCCAAAGACGUGGUCACGUCGAAGGCGCAGACCAAGCGUUUCAAAAAGCUCUUUAGCAUAGCCAAGGAUGCUUCCUCGUCCGACAACAAUGACGAAGACAACGACGACAACGACAACGACGACGACACCAACGACAACAGCGUCGCCUAUGCCAUCGAGAGUCUCAGAUUCCGCUCCAUCUCGUUCGAGGAGGCGCUUCCCCGCAAAGUGGCCUUUGUCCAGCAGAAACUACACAAGUCUCGCGAGUCCGUCAACGCCUACGUGGUGUAUGUUGACAGGGCUGCAGUGCCCGCAGCGUGCCGGCUCCUGAACGGCCGCGUUUUCGAGGGCCACCACUUGCGCGUGGACUCCGUUGCGCACCCAACCCAGCACGACAACAAGCGGUCCGUGUUCGUGGGCAACCUGGAUUUCGAAGAAACCGAAGAAAACCUGUGGAAGCACUUCCUCGCUGCCGGCGACAUCGAGUACGUGCGUGUGAUCAGAGACUCUAAAACCAACGUCGGCAAGGGCUUUGCGUACGUACAGUUCACCGAUUUCCAGACUGUAGCCAAGGCGCUGCUGAUGGAUGGCCACAAGCUCAACGGCUCCGGCCGCAAGCUGCGAGUCACCAGGUGCAGAAACGUCAAGAAGGCCCAGUCGUCGCCACACGCCCAAGGCGGUCCACGCGGGCUCACGGACCAUCAGAAAAGCAAGCUCGGCAGGGCUCGCAAGAUCCUAGGGAAAGCUGACAGAUCCUCCGCGGGCAAGGCCAUCACCAUCGAGGGUCUUAGAGCCACCAAGGGCGAUACCGCGCCCCAAUUGAAGAAGAAGAAAGAGAGAUCUAAGACCGGCCGCGUUACCAAACGUUCUACAGCAUUCAAGAAGGCCAACCAGUCCAAGUAA